AUGAGUACAGCAAGAGUGCCGCGCGCGAAGAUCUUGUGCGAGCUAUGCCAUGACCGCAAGGCAAUAAUGAAGAGGCCCAAGAAUUUGCAGAAGAUCUGUAAAGAGUGCUUCUACCAUGUGUUCGAGACAGAGAUACAUAACACUAUCAUAGACGCCAAUCUGUUCCAAAGGGGCGAGAAAGUUGCCAUCGGUGCUUCAGGUGGAAAAGACUCUACAGUGCUUGCUUCAGUACUUAAGACACUUAAUGAGAGGUAUGACUAUGGCUUGGAGUUGGUUCUCCUGAGCAUAGACGAAGGCAUAGUGGGUUACAGAGAUGAUUCACUGGCAACCGUGAAAAGGAACCAAAAACAGUAUGACAUGCAUCUCGAGAUCGUUUCCUAUAAGGAUCUUUUCAAGUGGUCAAUGGAUGAAAUUGUUGCGUGUGCUGGUGUCAGGAGCAGUUGCACCUAUUGUGGAGUUAUGAGAAGGCAAGCUCUGGACAGAGGGGCAACCAAGCUUGGUAUAUCUCACGUGGUGACGGGCCAUAAUGCGGACGAUAUGGCAGAAACGGUGUUGAUGAACUUGUUGAGAGGUGACACCGGAAGGUUGGAGAAAUCCGUGAAUAUCUUGACGGAAUCAAGUGGCUCUCCAGUUAAGAGAUCGAAACCUUUUAAAUACACCUACCAGAAGGAGAUAGUGCUGUAUGCUCAUUACAAAAAGCUGGAUUAUUUUUCAACUGAGUGCACAUAUGCCCCAGAGGCGUUCAGGGGAACCGCCAGAGUUCUGCUAAAGAACUUGGAGGCUGUUAGGCCUUCGUGUAUUAUAGACAUCAUACGCAGUGGAGAGCAGUUGAAGUUGCGCCCAAAGAAACAGAGGAUGCGGGUCUCUGCUGUUGCUCAGGAGGUGGAAGUGAAACGGGAUGGCUCAGUAUCGCUCAAGCCAGAAUCCAGCAAUACGUGUGAACGGUGUGGUUAUCUUUCGAAUAAUCGCAUAUGUCAGGCCUGUUUCCUGUUGGAAGGCCUGGAGAAGAACAGGGCGAAGGUGUUAAUAGAAGGAGGAAACACAGCCAUUGCGGGAGCAGCCAAGAUUACGAGAGAACUUGAAGCUUUGAGUUUUUAG
Messenger RNA from Kuraishia capsulata CBS 1993, 1098 nucleotides. RefSeq lists its product as uncharacterized. Gene Ontology annotation, cellular component: mitochondrion; cytosolic tRNA wobble base thiouridylase complex. Gene Ontology annotation, biological process: tRNA wobble position uridine thiolation. The transcript has a single exon. Lineage: Eukaryota; Fungi; Ascomycota; Pichiomycetes; Pichiales; Pichiaceae. Gene Ontology annotation, molecular function: tRNA binding. The record is from RefSeq and is a predicted model, not a curated record. The coding region runs from base 1 to 1098 and encodes 365 amino acids.